This is a messenger RNA of Meloidogyne enterolobii, 1758 nucleotides long. The record is from the annotation of a GenBank genome assembly. NCBI's taxonomy places the organism in Eukaryota, Metazoa, Nematoda, Chromadorea, Rhabditida, Meloidogynidae.
AUGUUCAUAAUUAAAGACCAUCUUAAACAUCCUUGUCAGGAGCAUAAUUGCGCUCAUUUUUGCUUUGCAUUACCUAGUGAUGAUCAUUCAAUGCCUUUGACUAAAAAAUGUGGAUGUAAACAUGGAUACAAGGUUAAUCCAAACAAUGAAUUGGCUUGUAUUCGCGAUAUUCUUGAACCGAUUGAACCUCUUUGCCCUCGAAAUGGUUCACAGAAAAAUGAACUUGCUCUUCAAUUUCAAUGCGCUAACGAUGAUUGUCUUGAUGGUUCAGACGAACAAGAUGAAAACGGGCAUUCCUGUUUCAAAGAAGUGGAAUGUCCAGAAGCAACAAUUCGUUGUAAUAACACCAAGAAGUGUAUUCCAGUUCAGUAUGCUUGUGAUGGAGAUAAUGAUUGCGGAGAUUUCUCCGAUGAAGAUCAACGCUUUUGCAAAGAUGGCCAGCGUCCACAAUGCGGUGCCAAGAAGUUUCAGUGUGACAAUAAUAGGUGUGUGCCAGAACAAUGGCGUUGCGAUUCCGAUAAUGAUUGCGGAGACGGGAGUGACGAAAAGCUCGAACUUUGCCACAACGCCACUUGUUCCUCUAAUCAAUUUACUUGCGCGAAUGGUCGCUGUAUUCCUGUUUAUUGGCUUUGCGAUGGGGAUAAUGAUUGUUAUGAUGCAACUGAUGAAGAUCCGGAACGUUGUCCUCCAGUACAAUGUCGGCCAGAUCAGUUUCGAUGUGCGAGUGGUCGGCAAUGCAUACCAUUAGCGGAUGAGGAAAGUUGUUUGCCACGUGAAGGGAAUUGUGCUGCUGACCAAUUUAAAUGUAUUACUUCCGGUAUUUGUAUUCCAGCGGCAUGGAAAUGUGAUGGACAAGAAGACUGUGAUGAUGCAAGCGAUGAACCACGUGAAACUUGUCAACUUCAACAUGUCACGUGUCCUAAAGAUCAUUUCCGUUGCACAAACGGACGUUGCAUAUUUUCGACUUGGGUUUGUGACUCUGUAAAUGACUGUGGAGACAAUUCUGAUGAGCAAACCUGCCCAAACAGUGCUUCGCAAUUUCUUUACAAAUGCCCCUUCGAUACUGUAAAUAUUCAGUUUUUAGCGUUUUACUUUCUUUUUAAAAUAUUAGAUCUUUGUGACGGAAAGCCUCAUUGUGUUGAUGGAUCUGAUGAAGGUGGACGCUGUUCAAGAGGUGGCCGUUUCUCGACUUGUUUAAGUGUUUCAUUCUUUUAUUUAGACUUGUGCUCUGCUGAUCGAGCAGGAUGUCAAUAUAAAUGUCACAACUCGCCCGACGGACCUAUUUGCUCCUGUCCCCUUGGAGAACAACUUGUUAAUAAAACGAGAUGUGAACCUGAGAAUGAAUGCCUAGAUCCUCGCUCAUGUUCACAACACUGUACUGAUGAAAAACAUGGGUUUACAUGUACUUGUGAUACUGAUUACGUUCUUUCGGCAGAUAAGCAUACCUGCAAGGUUGCACAGAAUCGUGAGGACAUGCGUGUUUAUGUUUCAAACAGAAAUCCGCAGGUCGAGAAUGCCGUUGCUAUCGCUUGGGAUUCAGUUCAGGAUCGUAUAUAUUGGUCGGAUAUCCGCGAUAAGAAAAUCUACAGUGCCACUCGGAAUGGAACAGACGUUCAAGUUUUUAUUGGGCAGGGCUUGGACAUUACUGAAGGUAUUGCCGUCGAUUGGGUCGGCAGAAACCUUUAUUGGGUUGAUUCUUCUCUUAAUACUAUUGAAAUUGCAAGUCUUGAAAAGCCUGGAGGCAAGCUUUUUUAUUAG